Messenger RNA from Aspergillus tanneri, 402 nucleotides. RefSeq names its product 40S ribosomal protein eS24. The transcript has 3 exons. Bases 1 to 402 code for a protein of 133 amino acids. Gene Ontology annotation, cellular component: ribosome. The record is from RefSeq and is a predicted model, not a curated record. Gene Ontology annotation, molecular function: structural constituent of ribosome. Lineage: Eukaryota; Fungi; Ascomycota; Eurotiomycetes; Eurotiales; Aspergillaceae. Gene Ontology annotation, biological process: translation.
AUGGCCGACACUCCCGUUACCCUGCGGACUCGCAAGUUCAUCCGCAACCCCCUGCUUGGCAGAAAGCAGAUGGUCGUGGACGUCCUCCACCCCAACCGCGCCAACGUCUCUAAGGAUGAACUCCGCGACAAGCUCGCCGACCUGUACAAGUCCAACAAGGAUCAGGUCUCCGUUUUCGGCUUCCGUACGCAAUACGGUGGUGGCAAGAGCACUGGUUUCGCCCUCGUCUACGACUCCGCCGAGGCCCUGAAGAAGUUCGAGCCCAAGUACCGCCUCAUCCGGAUUGGUGCUGCCACCAAGGCCGAGAGGCCCAGCAGACAGCAGCGCAAGCAACGGAAGAACCGCUCCAAGAAGUUCCGCGGCACCGCCAAGACCAAGGGCCCCAAGAAGAGCAAGAACUAA